ACUUGAGUUAAAGAAGAUGAAACUCUUUGUUUCGGCAGUACCGGACUCGAGCAGUACCAUCAUCGAGGACAUGGUUUCACUUGAGCUAAAGAAGAUGAAUCUCAUUGUUUCGGCAGUACCGGACUCGAGCAGAACCAUCAGCAAGGAAACGGAUUCAGUUAAGUUUGAGGAGACGAAGCUCUUUGAUUCGGCAGUACAGGAAUCUAAAACCAUUUUUGUGAGCCGUAAGGAAGUUCCUUGGUAUUUGGAUGAUGGUACUGCUCGAGUCUAUGUAUUGAAUUACCAAUAUGCCGCAGGAUUUUAUGAUACUUUAAAAACGUACUGCUCUACUGAACCAAUCAUUGCAUACUUUAAAAGCCAUGUUUCUGAUGAAAAAAAUCAAGGUACUUGUCCUGUAGUAAUUCCUUUUUUUUCUUCUCUGGGCUUAAAUAACAAUGUUGGUGUUUCUUUUUAGAUUACUGAUAUUGACUGUAAAAAGUGUUCUCAAGUUCUUGAGAUUGGCACGUAUUUGACUGUUGUUGGUAGGGUAUGUUUUAAACUUUUAAUCUUCAUUUCAUGGUUUCACUUAGUAGCUAGUUGAAAUGUGAAUUUACUACAUCUUACUCUAGGCUGAGAGAGACAAAGAUGGAGCUCCUACGAUAGGAAACGCAUAUCAGUUCUUCAGUGGACAUAGACAACUUAACGAAUUGGUUACGAAUUUGGAAUCAGAAUCAGAGUAAGAAAUAUAUCUUAUUUAUUUUAAUUACUGAAUA
Molecule: messenger RNA, 752 nt
Organism: Brassica rapa (field mustard)
Lineage: Eukaryota; Viridiplantae; Streptophyta; Magnoliopsida; Brassicales; Brassicaceae
Source: RefSeq, a predicted model, not a curated record